AUGUCCGCUGCGAUUGCUACCAGGCCUUCUCCUCGCAUCGGGCGCCCGGCCUCCCACGCUGACUCGACCAUGGACCCCAAAAAGGGCUCUUGGAAGUCAGAAGAUGCGCAAAGUACUACCUCUGAUCAAAAGGAUACCACGCAGCCUAGCGACGCUGAAGGAUCCCAAUCCCUCUCCAAUAAUCAUCGCCAGGGACAACAGCAACAGCAACAGCAACAGCAACAGGGAUCUGACACACCCGAUUAUUUCUCCGGCGUUCAUGGCACCACUCAAUUCUCCCUAGAGCCCAAUCCUUUCGAACAAUCCUUUGGGAAUCAGCCCGCUGAUACGCCCGGAAAGUCUAUCCUGCCUCCCGUCGCGGCGCUCACGUCGCCUGCCUUGCCCGGUACAUCCUCAGCGGGUGGUUUCAAUUGGAGCAAUUCUCUUCGCGCGGGACCACUCAGUCCCGCUAUGCUUGCUGGACCGGCUGCCCCCAGCGACUAUUUCGACGGUAUCGGUCGCGGUUUCCCCACACCACAAGAGUCGUCGCUGCGCACAGGGCUCACCCCUGGCGGUGGAGGCUCGAUGUUUCCUGCCGCAUCGAGCCCCAAUACACAGGCUCUAAUGCAACAAUUCCAAAGUGGUGGUGCCACUCCAUCAACCAUAGAUUUUCACCGGACAGCUCUAAAUGCUGCAAGGAAGAAUACCCGAAGCUCCAACCCGCAAGAUUCAGACCAACUUCUCCAACAACCCACCAAUCUAGAAGUUGCCAAGUCUGAUGCGCAUGUAGAUCCUUUUGCGCAUCACGAUGCGACGGAUGCUGCCAACGGUCUUUUUAUGCUAGCCAAAGGAGGUCAGCCAAACAACCAAUUUCCUGUCCCUACCUCGCAGCCUCUCGCCCAGAAUCCAUCAAACGAAUCGACCUCAAAUAUGCAGAACGGAAGUAACCCUGCCCAUGAUAUGAACGGUGGCGCCUCGGACAGCGCUGGUGACCAGUCAAAAUCAAAUGCUCGUGGAGUUAAAGGGCGGAAAGCCAGUUCUGGAAAGAAUAAUGGCCGACGGAAGGCUGACGAUAACAACAACGCCAGCAAGGGUGCAAAUAAAAGGGCGAAAGGGAAUAGUGGCUCCGCAAUGGACCAAAGUGUUGAUGAGUCAGAGGAAGAGGAAGAUACAAAACCCCAACAAUCUGAGCCCGGGAAUACCAAGAAGAUGACUGAUGAAGAAAAACGGAAGAAUUUCCUGGAACGGAAUCGUGUCGCGGCUUUGAAAUGCCGACAACGCAAGAAACAGUGGCUCCAGAGUCUGCAAACUAAAGUCGAAUACUACAGUAAUGAGAAUGACGCUCUCUCGUCAACCGUGACCCAACUGCGAGAGGAAAUCGUCAACCUGAAGACAUUGCUUUUGGCCCAUAAGGAUUGUCCCGUUUCUCAAGCCCAGGGACUAAAUAGUAUCAUGGUGAAUGGCAUGAAUGGCGAAUAUGCGCAACAUGCCAAUCCUUAUAUGGCCAUGCAGGCAGGUGGUCCUGGUAUUUCUACACAGCCCAUGCCACGACGAUAA
Molecule: messenger RNA, 1536 nt
Organism: Histoplasma mississippiense
Lineage: Eukaryota; Fungi; Ascomycota; Eurotiomycetes; Onygenales; Ajellomycetaceae
Exons: 3
Coding region: 1-1536 (511 amino acids)
Biological process (GO): regulation of transcription by RNA polymerase II
Molecular function (GO): RNA polymerase II cis-regulatory region sequence-specific DNA binding; DNA-binding transcription factor activity, RNA polymerase II-specific
Source: RefSeq, a predicted model, not a curated record